This is a messenger RNA of Meloidogyne enterolobii, 2452 nucleotides long. The record is from the annotation of a GenBank genome assembly. Lineage: Eukaryota; Metazoa; Nematoda; Chromadorea; Rhabditida; Meloidogynidae.
AGAGAAAAUGGGUAUAACAAAUACUCAAGGAAAUGGAUGUUUUUCAAUGUUGGGUGAUUCGAGGGUUUGGCUUAUUUUUGGAUUUGUUGUCUCUGUUAAAUUUAUGUUGAUCAACAGCUAUCAUUCUACUGAUUUUGAGGUCCAUCGUAAUUGGAUGUCUAUAGUCUACAAUUUACCUCUCGGGCAUUGGUAUCAUUCAAAAAUUUCAAAAUGGACGUUGGACUAUCCUCCUUUCUUUGCUUAUUUUGAAUGGGUGUUGGCUAAACUCGCUUCUUUUAUUGACCCAAAUAUUUUAACUCUUGGAAAAGAUGGAUAUUUUUCGACAUCUACACUUUAUUUUCAAAGAAUUAGUGUUAUAAUGGCCGAUUUUAUUUAUUUUCUGGGUUGUGCUAGCGUUUCUUCUUCAUUUGUUUCCACAGAAUGGGCUGUCGGAGAGAAGUUUAUGGCUAGAGCAAAAUUGUGUCUUUUUACUCUUUUAAUGUUAAAUCCGGCUCUUAUAAUUUUGGAUAAUAUUCAUUUUCAAUAUAAUGGAUUUUUGUAUGGUUUUCUUCUUUUAUCGAUUGGGUCAAUUGCUAGAGGGGAUUUUUUGAAGGGUGCUCUAUUUUACGCAAUUCUAUUAAACUUCAAACAUUUAUAUUUAUAUUAUGCCCCAGCAUUUAUUAUUUUUUAUUUGUCUUGGUAUCUUUAUUGGGAAGAAUCUGGUGGGAGAGUAUUUUCUUUAAUGGCAAUUUUGGUUGGAAUUUUUUCACUUUCAUUUGGCCCUUUUUUGAUUGAAGGAAUUGCGGCUUUUAAUUUUAAAGAUGGUAUUCGUUCUUCAAUAGGCCAAAUAUUAUCACGUCUUUUUCCAUUCAAAAGAGGAUUAACACACGCAAAUUGGGCACCAAACUUUUGGGCUUUGUAUAAUUUUGUUGAUGCUGGGCUGGCUAAAAUUAUUUUUUAUUUUUCUGGAAAAGAUUGUUCGGCUGGUAUGGCUUCAAUUUUACUUAAAAAGUGUCCGCCAACAUCUGAAUUUACAAAAGGAAUUGUUGGGGAAUAUUCUCAUUCAAUUUUGCCUGAUAUUUCACCUAUAAUUACAUUAAUUAUAAUUUUUGUAAUUUUAAUUGCUUCGUUUUGGCGUUUUAAAGAUAUUGAGGAAUAUUCCCACACAGAUUUUUUAUUAAUUUCAAUGUUGUUGUCUGCUUACCCAUUUUUUCUUUUUGGAUGGCAUGUACACGAAAAGGCUAUUUUAAUGUUAUUUUUUCCUUUGGCUAUACUUUCAAUUAAAGAUUCUCGUUUUAUGGAGCCAUUUUCAUUAAUGUUUUUAAUUUCAACAUUUGCUCAAUUUAAUUUGUUAUUUACCCCAAUAGAACAUUAUUUAAUUAAAAUUAGCUUUAUUUUUGGAAUUUUUGCUGUUGGAAUAUUUGUAUUUAAUUAUUUGUGGCAAAUUAGUCCAUCAGAAUUAAUUAGAUGUCCAGUUGCUUUUUUGUUGUCUAGAAUGGUUUUAUUGGCUGAAUUUUAUUCUUUAAUUGGUCAUAAAUUGCUAUUUUCUUCUACUGAAUACGAUUUUCUUCCAAUUAUGGUUACAUCAGUAAUUUGUUCUUUAGCGGUUAUAUACUCUUAUAUUGGUAUUUUACUUGGUGUUUUUGGAAUUGAUUUUGGUAUAAAAAUUGCUAAGAUGAAAUUGUAUAGAAAAGAGGCAAAAAUUCUUUCUUUACCUGAAACGACAGAAUUUGAUGAACGUUCAAUAAGAUACAUUGCAGGUAUUGAUCUUUCUGCAUCUACAAAUCACCCAUCAUUUGGGGUUGUUGGAUUGACUGUUUUGGCUUAUCCUAGUAUGAAGGUUGUUUAUUGUGCUGAUGAACCAGUUCUUCUAAGUGCUUUAGGAGGUGUAAUGCCUUAUUUACCCGAAUAUUUUGCUAUUAGAGAAGCGAAGCCUUUACUUCGUGUAGUUCGACGUCAUUUAAAAAAUUGUCCAAAAAUUGAUUUGAUUUUUGUUGAUGCAAAUGGGAAAUGGCAUUCUAGAGGUUGUGGUUUGGCUUGUCAUAUUGGUUAUGAAUUGGGCAUUCCUACAAUUGGAGUUGCCAAAAAACUUAAUGAAGCUCCACUUUUGUAUUCUGGAUAUUGUACACGUGAGGAUUUGGCGGAGAUUAAUUCGGAAAUUUGUGAAAAAUGUGAUGACUCUGAAGGAUCAGCAACAAUGUUUUACUUAAAUUGGAAUAAGAAAAAUGAAAAUAAUGGUUCAAUAAAAUUGCCAAGUUUGGCUGUUAUCCACACAAAAUCGUCAAAAAAGGCUUUUUAUGUUUCUGUUGGUUUUGGUAUAGAUUUUGUUUCUGCAUCAAAAAUUGCUUUUAAUUGUAUUGGAAAGAAUUCGUAUAAUGUAAAUCCUAUUAGAUUGGUUUGUUUUUAUUUUAUUUGGAUUUUGCAUACAAAAAUGUCCGCAACUAUUGUCCGCAAAAAAUUUAGUUUUUCUUAG